Messenger RNA from Nycticebus coucang (slow loris), 1366 nucleotides. RefSeq names its product ral-GDS-related protein-like. Gene Ontology annotation, cellular component: plasma membrane. Gene Ontology annotation, biological process: positive regulation of GTPase activity; Ras protein signal transduction. The transcript is spliced from 7 exons. The coding region runs from base 587 to 1366 and encodes 259 amino acids. NCBI's taxonomy places the organism in Eukaryota, Metazoa, Chordata, Mammalia, Primates, Lorisidae. Gene Ontology annotation, molecular function: guanyl-nucleotide exchange factor activity. The record is from RefSeq and is a predicted model, not a curated record.
AUCUGGUCCCACCCUGCUGCACGGCUUAUGAGCCAGGCCAGCUGUUCGAGUUUCUUUCUGUAUUUACGGUCCCUGUGUCUGUGGCAGCUACACACAUCUGCUGGGCACAUCCCAUGGGAGGGGACAGAGCACAGGGUGGAGGCCUGGCCCACUAGAUGCAGGGGUGGCCCACUGAGCAUGCCCCCCCGGCUGCUAAGCCCCCCGCCCGGGAGGCCUCACCAGCCUCAGCAAUUACUACACAUCUGGCACAGACUGCAUUUCAGACCAGAAACCUGCACUGAGACCCUGGAGGUGGCUGCCACAAGCCACGUGCGUCUCAAUAGAAAGAAGGCCUGGCACACAGGUGGCCUCAGGAAGGGCCGGGCUGAGCAUGUUGCAGAGUGUGGGCUCCGGGAGGCCGGCCUGGGGGAAACACCACGUGCUGUUCUCUCCUUGCCCGGCUCUAUGCGUUUCGCGCCCUCCGUGAAAGGGGAAUGAAACCCGGGGCUCCGACUACUCUGGGAGAGCCAAUGUCAAAGCUGAGAAUCUGGUCACCUGCCUGAGUCAAGGGGUGACUUUAGACUCAGAGCUGCCCUGGGCGGUGCCCAUGUGGAUCUUUCUUCCUCCCCAGGAGCAAUUUAAGAAGCUGCUGCCGUGGGAGUGCCUGGACACCUUUUUGAUUGAGCUGGAGGGGAUGCACAUAGCGCUGGUGGCACCCACAGUCGGCGCUGCCCUCAUUCACUUCGAUACUGUGGUGUAUUUUGUGAUAAGCACGUGCUUGGAGACCGGCACCAUGAAAGCCCAGGACAGGGCCAGGGUGCUGGAGCUUUGGAUACAGGUGGCCAGGGAGUGUAAUAAGUUGAGCAACUACUCAUCUUUGCAUGGCAUAGUCACAGCCCUGAAGGCUGCGCCCAUCCAUAGUCUCCAGGAAACCUGGAGAGCAGUAUCCAGGGAAAGCGCCAGAGCAUAUAAAGAACUGUGCACACGCGAUGACAGGAUGACCCGGGAGAAGCUGAUAAAGCUGGGGAUCUCCAAGCUGGCCCGCCGGGAAAAAAACCCUCAGAGAGCCCAGAUGAGGCAGCAGAGACGGAAGGGCGUCAUUCCCUUUCUUGGAAUCUUCGUCGAUGACCUAACUCUGCUGCAGAAGUGGACGCAGAAUAAUGUGGCUGCCUUCAAGAUCGUCCAGCAGCUGCAGUUGCUGCAGGUGACUGCCAAUAAUUUCUGUUUUCAACCGGACAGAGACUUUCAGUCCUGGCUCCAAACCAUGAAGCCACUGGACAAUAUCUUGGAGGGCAGUGGCAUCGUCGUAGCUUCUGACCUCAGCAGUCCUCAGCCUCACCCCUCUGAAGACCCGGAACUGCAAGUGUCUGCCACCUUGUCCGGCUGA